CAUUGACGAUGGUAUUUCCACCGGUCUUCAUUCACUCGAGUGCACUCCCACCCCCCUCGAAUUGCCUAGCAUAAUAAGGGAAUAGUAUAGUUUUAUCAGAAUAGUUCGUUGCUGGCCUAGGUCUAGUGCGCUGUGGAAAAUGGAGCGUCGAAGUGUGUCAGACCUUCAAGAGCAUUUUCAGAAUAUCCUGCGAAUUGCCGAGAAGGAUCCAAAAUUGUUGAUAAAUCAUGCGGAAGAGACUGAAGGAACCAAGCUCGGUGAUAACUACAUGUCUGUAGUCAUGAAGACGAGAGUAACCGGGGAAAGAGGAAAUGGUGAAAUCUACAGCGGAUCCUUCAUGACAAAACAUUAUCCACGUCAUCGGGCUAUAGCCGAGUUCAUGAGAAAUGCCGAUCUGUUCAGCAACGAAGCUCACAUGUACAACCGUGUGCUGCCACAAAUCCCAGACAUCGCACCCAAAUGUGUAUUCGCUGAUCAGGAGGAGAUCGUUAUGGUCGAUCUGAAGAAUGAAGGGUACGUGGUGAUGCCAAGACUGGAGUUAUUGGAUCUUGAGCAUUGCAAAGCAUUUUUAAAGACACUAGCUAAAUUUCACGCUCGAUCGUACGCCCUGAAGCGACGAGACCCGAAGAAAUUCCAGGAUUUGAUGUCUGCAACAACCGAGGCAGUAUUUCCUCAAGAUGAUGGACACUGCGUGGGUGCUUCUCUAGACAUGAGCAUCACUACAGGUAUAGCUCACCUGAAAUCUCUUGACGACGCCAAUGAGGAGCUAGAAUCGGCGAUCGACAUAAUGGAGAGGUACGUAGGUAAUGCCGUCAAGAUGAUGAAAGAGCAGGUGGUCCAUCGAAAUGAAAAAUACGAUGUACUGAGCCAUGGAGACGUCUGGAACAACAACAUCCUCUUCAAACAUGAUGCGGACGGUCGUGUGGUCGAUGUCAAGCUGAUUGACUUUCAAAUUCCACGCCACGCCUCGGCAGCGAUUGACUUCCACUACUUCAUGUACUCCAGUGCAAAAUCCAUUGUCAUCGAGGAGAACUACGAGGAGCUAAUUGAGUCAUAUCAUUCGGCGUUGAUUGAUGAGCUGCGGCAAUCCAAUAUUCCGGAGGAAGAUGUGAAGGAAAUGUCACUCGAUUGGUUCCAGGAUGAACUCCAGAAGCACCACUUGUACGGACUGAUGACGAGUUUUUGGCUCGUCCAUGCUGUACUGUCUGAUGAAACAGAAGCAAUCAAUAUGGACGACUUUACCGCCGACUUCAUGGAGGAGGUUGGGAAGAUUGAACCGGUCAUCAGCCGAAAGAAAGCCGAGAGAAUCAGGACCAUCGUUCUCCAUUGGCUCAGGAAGUAUCAAGCAAGGGAUUCAAAACUCAAUAAGCAAACGAAAAAAAUCUGAAAUUCAAUAAUUUUCUUUGGAAAGUCGGAACACUUUUGAAGAAAACUUUGGUCAAAAAUGAUUUCUUCGGUUUGAGAAUACGAUGCUAUAACACAGUAGUUGGCCCUGAUAUAAAAAUGAAUAAGACUUCAUUUUAUAAGAGGAAUCUGCAGCAGCCACAAAAUUUUGAAAAUUGUGCUCCAACUUUCAGAAAGAUCGCUUUUGAUUUUGUUAUUUGUCUAACUCUUCUGUGAUUCGUUGGAGUUUAUAGGAAUAUGAAAGUCGAAAAUUAUUACAAAA
Messenger RNA from Diachasmimorpha longicaudata, 1666 nucleotides. RefSeq lists its product as uncharacterized. NCBI's taxonomy places the organism in Eukaryota, Metazoa, Arthropoda, Insecta, Hymenoptera, Braconidae. The record is from RefSeq and is a predicted model, not a curated record. The transcript is spliced from 4 exons. The coding region runs from base 140 to 1387 and encodes 415 amino acids.